Molecule: messenger RNA, 1733 nt
Organism: Aspergillus pseudotamarii
Lineage: Eukaryota; Fungi; Ascomycota; Eurotiomycetes; Eurotiales; Aspergillaceae
Exons: 2
Coding region: 1-1470 (489 amino acids)
Biological process (GO): secondary metabolite biosynthetic process
Molecular function (GO): acyltransferase activity, transferring groups other than amino-acyl groups
Source: RefSeq, a predicted model, not a curated record
AUGGCUCCCUCGACUGCUAAUGUCACAGUUACUGCAACCCAUGUGGUCAACAGUAAACACCCAAUUUCCCUACAAGAUCCCUUCAUCCUGGGCCCCUUUGACCAACUCCUCCAUUUCGGUAUUCCUGUCAGUGCCGUCUGGAUCUACGAAUCCUCCUCCUCAUCAGCCGGCCUGAUUCCAGUUGAAAGACUCCGCAAUGCUAUCAGCCGGCUCCUCGAUUAUUACCCCCACCUGACAGGCCGAUUGCGUAUCGACCCCAAUACCGACGUUCGUUCCAUGACCAGGCUAAGCACUGGUGUCCAUUUUCUUGAAGCUUACUGCGAUGCACCACUACGGUCUUUCGCCACAGCCUCAGAGAGAGAACUUAACAUCUUCAAUUUUCCCAACGUGGGCAACGUGCUGCUGGCGCCAUGGGAUACAUCUCUUGAAGGAACACAGCGGGAUCCGGCAUUUACUAUCCAGCGGACAGAAUUUGCUUGUGGCUCUGACCUGGCGGCCAUCUAUCGAGCGACAACAACGCCGACGACGACGAUGACCGAUCCAAACAUCGGAGGGCAGAUUCAGUUUGAAUUAGCAUCGCCCCCCGACAUAACGCCAUUCAUGGUCACUCAAAUGUUGCAUAUGCGUGCUGACGAACAGAAAAGGGCAUUAGCAGAACAGCCACCGGCAUACUCUUUGCGCGACAGCGAUCCAAAUGCCGAAACGCAUGCCCAAAACGAAGCCCGCUCAAAGGAGCAAAGUGCAGAAAUGGAUCCGAUCGUCGGACGCACUCUGCGAUUCUCGCCUGCAGUGAUAGCAACCCUCAAAGGCCGUACGGCCGAUCCAACCUCUGGAAGUACAGGCAGCCCCAGCGACGCUCGAGGGCCCUCCGCCUUCACUGCGUUGUCCGCUCACCUCUGGCAGCGCACGCAUCGUGCGCGCCUUGCGCUCGCGGCUCCUCCCACCCCCAAUUCCACCUCCGAGGAUGUCCUGUCCAGGUCCGCGUUCGGUACCAAUGUAAACUUCAUCCCCCACCUUGGCCUACCGGAGCGCUUAUUCGGCAACACCAUUCUCACUCCCUACGUGGAAUUAGAGUCAACAAAGCUGGCUCACGCGCCCCUCUGGGAGAUCUCAAAGAUUAUCAGCGGCCUAGUUCAUCACGUCUCCGAGGAUGAAGUACGUAGAAUCGGGAGCUGGGUCGCAGCCCAGCCGAAAAAGUCACGCAUUCAGCUUGACUUUCGAGUCACGCCCACCUCGUUCAUUGCCAGCGGGUGGCAUCGCUUUCCUUUAUACUCGGGCGCUGAGUUCGAUGUUGCACCUGCCUUGGCCAGCCCGGUCUUCAUGGAUGCUAUGCUUGAUGGUAUGGUAUGCUUUCUUGAAGCUAAAGGUCGGGAUGGUGGUGUUGAUGCCAUAGCCUCGCUGAGGUCAUCGACCUGGGGGUAUCUUGAUCAGGAUGAAGAGUUCAUCACGAACUGGGACAAGACGGGCUAACAGACCAUGUGUAUCUGCUAGAGAAACCCCAUUUGAGGUAGAAUUUCUAUCUAGUAUCUUGACAGAUAGCGGAUUCAAGGUGAUUUCCGAAGGGGUCGCAGGGAAAGUUCUAAGGCUCACCAAAAGGUUUGACAUGGUAUGAUGUCUUGUUCCAUCCUUCAUGAGAAUAAUUGUGUCUGGGAACAAGAGCGGCUUUGUAACUUUCAAGUUGUCAUCAAUGAGUGUCGUAGCGUUCGGAAUCGGCCGUUCAUUGGCCGAGCGCG